UGCCCAAACCCCAAUUGCUUCAAGAGGCUAGGCCGAUGGUAUCAAUUAGAUGUGCAUCUCAAGAGCCACUUCGGCAUAGGGCACUUCUCCUGUUCAUACGAAGACUGCAAGAAGAUAUUCGCAAGCCAAGAAAUUAUGAAGCGACAUUUAAAAAGUGUACACGAAAAAAAACUAUACCAGUGCGAUGGCUGUUAUAAGAGCUAUAACCGAAAAGAUGAGUUGACACGACAU
Molecule: messenger RNA, 231 nt
Organism: Phycomyces blakesleeanus NRRL 1555(-)
Lineage: Eukaryota; Fungi; Mucoromycota; Mucoromycetes; Mucorales; Phycomycetaceae
Product: C2H2-type zinc finger transcription factor
Exons: 1
Biological process (GO): regulation of transcription by RNA polymerase II
Cellular component (GO): nucleus
Source: RefSeq, a predicted model, not a curated record